Messenger RNA from Aspergillus campestris IBT 28561, 1936 nucleotides. RefSeq lists its product as uncharacterized. Bases 68 to 1762 code for a protein of 564 amino acids. NCBI's taxonomy places the organism in Eukaryota, Fungi, Ascomycota, Eurotiomycetes, Eurotiales, Aspergillaceae. The record is from RefSeq and is a predicted model, not a curated record. The transcript is spliced from 4 exons.
GUCGUUAGUUCCCUCGGUCUCCCCCGCCCAUUAUCUGCCGCCCUAUCUGCUAACCAGCUGGCAUAGGAUGGUACCCCCACAGCAGCGUCGUGUUAACUUUUUGUCCUCGGUCCAGUCGGGGAACUACGACUAUCCACCUGCCUCUCGUGCAUCACGGCCCAACCGUUCGAGAGAACCCAGCGAACACAUCACUUUGCCCUUGCCCUCGGCCACACCGUCUCCCGUCCCUGUUCCCGCCCCCACUCCCGGCGAGCAUCUGCAGCACCUGCGGCAGCUGCUGACCUCGGAGCGAAAUCGGGACACCUCCGCUCGUGCCUUGGAGACCCUCAACCAGGAGAUUAACGAGUACCGGUCCAUCCGGGGCCAGGAUAUUACCAGUUUCGACCAGGCCAGGGCGGCCGUCGACCGCCAGAUUCAACACUACCGGUCCCGCCGAGAGGCCGCUCCGCAUGACAUCUACCCCGAUCGCUUCCACCCCGAGUUGACUCCGUACGUCGAUCCCGCGCGACCAGCCAACCGGGCUGCGCGAAAUCGCCAGAACCGAAGCGGUGGUCGCCCGCGAACCAGUUCGCUCCUUGACGAAGGUGUGCCUCCCCUGGUGAUUCCGCCCAUCAUGCCUCUUGACCGCGAGGAUGACCGCCACGGGGACCGAUCGCGGGCCAAGCGGAGAAAGCUCGAGACGGACGAUAGCAGGGAGGGAUUGCAGAGUUUUCGGUACGGGCAGUAUGGGCAGGUCGUGCCGGGGCCGUUGAAGAUGGAGCUGGCGAGUUGUGAUGGAGGGACAUACGAGCCGGAGGGGGAGUGUUCCUGGCCGCAGAACGUGCUCCGCAACGACUCGUCGGUCUACUGCACCAAGUCCGACCGGUGUAAUCUGAUCCUGAAGCAUCGCGGAGACUCUCCGUUUUGUUUGAAAAAGAUCGUGAUCAACGCCCCGCGGUCUGGCUACGAUGCCCCGAUACAAGAAGGCAUGGUUUUCGUCUCCAUGAGCUGUGACGAGCUUCUCUCCCGCACUGCCGCAUACCAAGUGGAAUACCCGAACCCGCGACGACAGCGUCGAAAUCGACGCAGCGGAAUGCAGCCGUCGCAGGAGUACCUGAAUGCCUAUCGGACCCCGUUGCAGACUCUCGAACGGAGGGGCCCUGCCGGCCAGGGGUCCCACCGAGAUUCAGAAACAGAUCUGACCAGCGCUUCUAACCCCACGAACGAUUUCCACAUUACCACCGAGUACGACAACCCGUCUGAGCGCAACGACCGCGACACCAACGGGCUAGCAGCCAACCCGCCGUCCAUCGCGGACCUCGCGCGGUGGCAGAUGGAGCAGAUGGAGGACGAUCUCCUGGGUUCAGACAGCGACGACAGCGAGAGCGACGACGACCCCGCGGAAGUGAGCGCCUACAGCCGCCGACGGCGCGAUCUACAGCGACGAGUACGAGCCAUGGAGCAGCAGCAGGACCUGUCCCGACGACGAGCGGCAGGCUCCAGCGCAGUGCCACCAGCACUUCCGGGGAGUCGUCCACAGGAGCCACGAUCGGGGCCAAACACGGCCCUGAUGCAAGACCCUGAUCUACUCCGGCCGCACGCGCGGUUCUUCAUCGAGCGAGCCAAGAGCACGGUCAGCAUCAAGUUCGACCCACCACCAUCCGGACGAUACAUUCUAAUCAAGCUAUGGAGUCCAUACAGCGGGGGUAACAUCGACAUCCAGAGUAUCAUCGCGCAUGGCUAUGCGGGGCCGAGAUUCUUUCCUGCGGGCAACUUUCGAUGAUGGUCUUCCUUCUUCUUUCUUUGUUUUCUUCUUAUCUUAUAAGGAAGACUUUACUUUACUAUCUGCUUAUCUCACCUCCAAGCAAGCAGCCUGUCUGUCUACGUGACUGAAUGAAUAAAUGUCUAGAUAGGCAUGUAUUGUUUAUCAACCAGAGCGUAUCUGAUACUCGGUUAU